AUGCGCACGAGGCUUCCGGCGACGCAUCCGACAGCCCACACAAGAAUCCGCGCCUCAUGUCGAGCGGCGCCCAUCCGCAGUCUCAUGCCUCCUCGGCGAAACGGCGCAUCACAUCUUGUGCUGCUUGUCGCAGGCAAAAAGUUUGGCCGCACCAACUUGUCACCCGGUGUCACGGAUCGUAUCCCGCGCCUCUUCGCCUUCUGCCCCUCAUCCUUUCGCUUCGCGACGCUGAGUCCUGACGCUCCCAGACAACUUGCCGUUCUGGGCCGAGACUUGGGCAAAGUCCAUGCCACGCUUGAGACGGUGUGCCAGCAACUGGGCAUAGAGUUGCCAAAGCCUUUGGAGUCGGCCGCCCUGGGCAGUGUUGGCACCGGAUCCGGCAUACAAGACGAGCAUCUAGAUGACGGUGAAGAGGGACUGCUAUGUGAGCCGUCGCAACACACCUCUCCAUCUGCUGUCACUGCUCCCAUCGAUGCCUAUCUUAGCAAACCCGAGUCUGAAGCUGGUGCCCGUGCCCACGGUCCUGCCACUGCCUUGUCCUCGCGUCCGCACAAGAAGCCUGAUCUUAUCAGCAAAGGGCUGGUGACAGUUGAGGAUGCGGACGUGUUGGUCAGGCACUACUUUGUCGAGAUGGAUCCGAUCCUGUACGGAUUCGCCCACACGCACAGCACCGCUCACGGCGUCAGAGACGCGUCUCCGGCCUUGAUCGCCGCCAUCUGCACAGUCUCAUCUCUUUACCUGGUGGACUACGGCCAUCUGUUCGAGGCGUGCUACCGUGAAUACCGGCAUGUUGUGGCCACAACUCUCUUCGAGCGCCAGGACGUCGAGCACAUCCGCGCCUUGCUCAUUGGGUCGUUUUGGCUCCCCGGCGCGUCGAGGAUUCUCCUCUGCGACGCCGUGAGGCGUGCCGGUGACGUCAGGCUCCAUCGGCACAUCUUCAAAUCUAUCAAUGGGCCAUGGGAAACCCCCACGAGCCCCCCGAAUGGCAACGUCGACCAGGCUCAGGCCCGCGACCGCGUCAGGCUCUGGUACGGCAUCUUCAUGAGCGACCAGCACCAGGCCAUCCUCAACAACCGCGAGUGCCUCCUUUCUCUUCAUCUGGACGUGCUCGACAGGAGACACGAGUACCUGCAGAGCGAGGCGUGCACCAACCACGACCUCCGCCUCGUUGCCCAAUCCUCAUUGCUACUGAUCAUGGCGAGGAUGAAGCGCACCUUCGGGUCCGAGUACCCUGCUCCGGUUCUGGCAUCGCGCGCAGCUGAGUUUCCCCGGUUCUGUCUUGAGCUGGAUGGGUGGAUUGAUGAAUUUCGCCCCAAGUUCCAUCCGGGCCCAGAAAUGGGCAAAUUCCCGCCGUUGGCAUUUCGACUCCACUACCUCUUUGGCAAGUUAUAUCUGGGACACCAUGUGUUCCGAGGCCUGCGAGGAGGAUCGAUCCCCGCGGCGCUUCUCACCGCCGCCCGGAUGGCUUACGACGCUGCCGUCGCUAUCUUCCGCAUGAUCCUGGAUGCCGACGGCCUCCUCGGCAAUCUCUGGAGGGUGCCUGGCUACAUCCACAUCAUGAUAUCGUUCGCCGGCCACCUGCUCCUCGAGCUAUGCAUCAAACACCGGGACCAGCUGAAAAUCAGUGUCGAGGACGACUACCGCAUGCUGAGCGCCGUCGUCUCGGCAUUGGCCGAGAUGCGCCUCACGUGUGCACACCCGCUCCGCCGCGUCGCGAAUGGUCUUCAAAAACGACUCUUCGAGUUUGCCGCCCAAUACGGUCAGGAGAGCCUGGUUGACAAAGGCGCCGACUGGCCUCACAAGCACGCAAGAGACGCCGCCAUGGCCGCACCAGCAUCUCCGGGGAGGGCCUCGCAAGAGCCGCCGCCAGAGCCGCUCUUUGACAUGGGCGCCACGGGUAUGCCCAACGAUUUUUUCUUCACUGACUUUAGCGACUUCACGUUUCAGGAUUCCUGGGUGGAUUUCACGGGAGUGUAG
Metarhizium album ARSEF 1941 is the source of this 1977-nucleotide messenger RNA. RefSeq lists its product as uncharacterized. The transcript is spliced from 3 exons. Gene Ontology annotation, molecular function: DNA-binding transcription factor activity, RNA polymerase II-specific; transcription cis-regulatory region binding. The record is from RefSeq and is a predicted model, not a curated record. Bases 1 to 1977 code for a protein of 658 amino acids. NCBI's taxonomy places the organism in Eukaryota, Fungi, Ascomycota, Sordariomycetes, Hypocreales, Clavicipitaceae. Gene Ontology annotation, cellular component: nucleus.